AGCCGUCAAAUAUUCGCGGGUGCGAGCCGGGCCGCCGCAGGCAACGACGCCGAGCCCGGGCCGGCGGCUAGCGAGCGAGCGAGCUGAUAAUGAUAUAUACCCCACAUCCACACCCCCAGCAGCAGCAGCCAAGCGCCACGCUCCACCAGUCCACCGGACCAACCAGCCGCGCGCGGUGAUCAGCUAGUGCGGUGGUGUUGCUUUCCGCUCCGUGGGCGCGGACCGGCAUCCAGCGGGGAGGAUGAAGAAGGUGUCGGUGGCCGCGGCGGCGGCAGCGGCGCUGCUGCUGCUGCUGCUGCUGGCGGCGGCGGCGACGGAGGGGAGCGAGCUCAAGCUGGGCUACUACGCCAAGACCUGCCGCGGGUGGGAGAACGUGGUCAAGUACCACGUCGCCAAGGCCAUCCGGGCCAACCGCGCCAGCGGCGCCGCCCUCGUCCGCCUCAUCUUCCACGACUGCUUCGUCAGGGGUUGCGACGCGUCUGUGCUGCUCGACCCGACGCCGGCGAACCCGCACACGGAGAAGACGGCGCCGAUCAACAUCGGGCUGGCGGCGUUCGAGGUGAUCGACGACAUCAAGGCGGCGCUGGAGGAGCGGUGCCCCGGCACGGUGUCGUGCUCGGACAUCGUGGUGUUCGCGGCCCGGGACGCGUCCAGCAUCCUGAGCAACGGGCACGUGCACUUCGACCCGCCGGCGGGGCGCCUCGACGGCAAGGUCUCCCGCGCCGCCGACGCGCAGCGCGACCUCCCGGACUCGACCUUCACGAUCGCCGAGCUGAUCCGCAACUUCCGGCGCAAGAACUUCACGGUGGAGGAGCUGGUGAUCCUGUCCGGGGCGCACGCCGUCGGCGUGGGGCACUGCUCCUCCUUCCGCGCGCGGCUGUCCUCGCCGCCGAGCCAGAUCGUGCCGGCGUACCGGAACCUGCUGUCCGGGCGGUGCGCGGCGGGGCCGGACCCCGUGGUGCCCAACAACGUGCGGGACGAGGACCCCCGCGCGGUGGCGGCGGCGUUCCCGUCGUUCCUGAAGAAGCUGCGGCGGAGCGGGGACUUCCUGGACAACAGCUACUACCACAACAACCUGGCCCGGAUCGUGACCUUCAACUCGGACUGGCAGCUGCUGACGGAGAAGGAGGCGCUGGGGCACGUCAAGGAGUACGCCGAGAACGGGACGCUGUGGGACGAGGACUUCUCCGAGGCGCUGGUGAAGCUCAGCAAGCUGCCCAUGCCGCCGCGCAGCAAGGGGGAGAUCAGGAGCCACUGCCGCGUCGUCAACGGCCACCACCACCACUACCACUAGCUUCGAUCGAUUCCUAUAUAUCUCGCGCUCUGCUGCUGCUGCAGGACGACAACGCAGUGAUUACUAUAUCUCGUUCAUUCUAUCUCUCGCGUUCAUCAUUUGAUUGUUCAUUUUGCUGUUGAUGCUGUACGUUUUUUUUUCCUAUGUGAUUUUUUUGUUGUCUUUCUGGUGUUGUUGGGGGAUGUAAUGUGAUUGAUUUGUUAUAUGAUCUUUGGGUGCACAAAGUCACGGAAAAAAGUUGGGACAUGGUCACAUCCUAAGAACAAACCACUCAAGUUGGUUUGGACUUUGGACAAGAGUCCAAUUUUCUUGUAAUAAGGAUAGAUUGUCCAAUUAAGAAAGUAAAGUAAUUGGCCGGCCGAUUGGCUCGGAACUAACAA
Molecule: messenger RNA, 1674 nt
Organism: Panicum virgatum (switchgrass)
Lineage: Eukaryota; Viridiplantae; Streptophyta; Magnoliopsida; Poales; Poaceae
Product: peroxidase 2-like
Exons: 2
Coding region: 242-1294 (350 amino acids)
Biological process (GO): hydrogen peroxide catabolic process; response to oxidative stress
Cellular component (GO): plant-type cell wall; plasmodesma
Molecular function (GO): heme binding; peroxidase activity
Source: RefSeq, a predicted model, not a curated record